UGUGAGGGUUGGAGGUGCGCUGUGUCUGUUGCUCCGGCCAGGGUUGUUGCAGUGGACUUCAGAGUGAACAGCAACGUAAAAGAAAAUAGGAUUUUAUAAUUAUUGAUGAUAUUCCUCUCUUCAAAGUAGAAAAGAUGGCGGACCCAGCAACGGUGUUGGGCCAGUGCAUCGCAGUUCAGUUCCGCCCCGUGUGUCCCGGCACCGGCAAUCCUCCAGUGGCCCCGGAAGUUGGCCGGAGUAAGCGCGCCCAUGCCAUUUAUCGGUCGCUCCGCAACCUCACCAGGAGCGGCACUUUACCGCGCGCCGUCGCCAAUGCCGUCAGAAGCAGAAGCGCUGAACGUGGUCGAGGUUCUUCGCCUGCUUCGCCUGCCAAAAGCAACUCCAGAGACGAAAUUGACUCUGCGGAUGAAAGAAGAAAGAGCCUUUUUAUCGAUUAUUGCAUGAAUGAUUUAGAAAUCAACGGGGAGAAUUUUAUAAAUAAUGUAAACUCUAAUCCCCCUGAUAUUAUCCAGUCAACGCCGACAGUUGCUAAGAACGGAUGUAGUGAAAUGUCAAACGGUUCUGCAUGUGUUGAAUCUAAUCAAGUUUUAGAGUGUGAAGAUGAGCCUUUCGCAACUCUCAAGAAAUCAUCUCCUUCACGAAGAUCCUCGUUUUUCCAUGCAAUUCACGCGUCGCUUCCUCCCGUGUGCUCUGCUGCUGCCAAGCUACCACCGUCGGCUCGAUCAUCUCCAUUUAAAACCAACCCCGCCGCUCAUCAAUGUACUUCUCCAAGGAGGAGUUCGUCCUCAGAAAACGGCGCGUCACAUUGCCAUACCAACAUCGCAACAACGCCAUCAUCGCCAAAUAGGUCAUUGUACGCCUCGCCUGCAAAACCUUCAACGACAAAGACCUAUAAUUCGACAGCUCCAGCCGUCAAGUGUCACGCAGAGAUAUUGAAUGGUAAACCUCCACAAGGCGACGAAACAACCUCAGGGAGUGGCACGCCCACGCCGACCAACGCAACAACAUCGUGUACUAAUGCAUCACAAACUUUUACCAACUCCUCACAAACUCCCACCGACUCCACACUAACUCCUAUCAACGCUUUACCAACUCCGACCAACGCCUUACCUUCAUCUACCAACACCGUACCUUCAUCCACCAACGCUUCGCCGCCUCCCGUCAAGUCCAAUUCAGCCCCAUCUGAACCCUCGGCUAUAUUUCAGCGGUGGGUGAACGCUAACUCGGCGUGCGUCUGGGACGUGGAGCUGGUGGAGGCUGUGGCGUCACUCAAGUUGGUGGGUGCCCUUCUGGGCGGGUGGCUGCUGGUGAGUGGGCCCACCCGCGCCCUCGCUACCGUGCUACAUGCCCACACCCACUCCCUACUUCACCCGCCCGUUGGGUAUUCCAUACACGCACUGGGAGAAGUGAGCGGGUGCCGCAUUACUCCCGUGCAGAAGGGGCAGUUCACUCCCCUGGGCCCAGCUUUAUGCUGGGUUUUGCACGCUGAAGGAGGCAGCAACGUCUCCAUGAGAGACUUGCGCGACGCGUUGAUACACCACUUCCCGUCUCUCAUCCCGCCUGAUGAGGAAACUACACACGCCGCGUUAACGGAAUUAAUCAAACAGCGGAGAAUUUUCCACGCAGGCAAAGGAUAUUCUUUAGUUACUCCUGGGACGUAUGGCCAUAGCGCCACUCUCCCGGAUUUUGCUCACCAUCCGCCUUUUCGGCUCAUGACUACGAGCGAAGCUCUGACCCGAGCCCAUGGCGCCGCUGAAGUUAUUCCUGCUGGUUCUAUCACCCACGCGGCCGUGCAAACUGAUCUCGCUGACCUGCUUACCCAUCACAACCAUCCUGCGCCUGACGAUGGCGAUGCUCGAGCGGCAUCCCUGAGGUCUGGCAAACUAGGAACGUUUGUGUCGACUACUGCAAUAGCCACUUACUUCGGCAAAGACCUCACCGAUAUAAGUGUUAGAGUGGACCGCAGCGGCUCGAUGCUGAGCAAACUACUGCGAGUUUCGAGCCCUCGUAUGGGCAGCUUCUCGGCUCAGUUCCCGCCCCCUGAGUGGAGCAGAGCGAACACUUGCCAACGGCACGGACAUUGUCGGGCCACACAGACGCCUCUAGUGACGCAGCUAGCGGCGGCUCCUGAAGACACUGCGACGGCCUCGUCCCAGUGGGUAUCCCGAUCUUCGUCCCUGCCUCGUCGUCACGCACGACCCUUGUCUUCCACGUUCCACGCCGCCCCCGAGGUCCUGUCGAAUGGACCGUCCCCGUCACAUCGUCACCGCCAUCGAUCUCCGUCCCCAUCUCACGCACUGCAGGGAGGAUGCACCUCCCACAACGCAGCGUACUCCAACCCUUACCAGAACAUGGCUCUUCAUAAUCAGCAUAAUAAGCAACAACAGGAUGAGUUUGCAUGCAACAAGCAAGCGCUUCACGGUAAUUACUCUAUUUAUGGUUACGCGAUAGACGGCCUCCCGCCAAGACCUCCUAUUCCUUCUUCUAUUCAUUACGACUUUAUGCACAGAAGAACCUUAAGUGCCAGUCCACGCCGUAUGGUGGGAGCCUUGCAGCAGAACGCUAUUAGCAACCACCAUGUGCAUCACGCAAGCCCUCAGCGAAGGGAAGGUUCUCGUACGCUCCCCUUGAAUAGUUCAAUUCCUGCAGCUCCCGAGGGUGGCUCAAGCAGACACGCCCUCAGCAGCUCUCAUGACGCUGUGUAUGAGCCCCAAGCGAGCAAGCAUGACCAUGUCCAGCAACAUCACACUAACGCUCAUCCUGCUCAAGCUAUUCCGUUUCUGGCACAUCGAAUCAAACCCCAAGUACCUGAUGGUAGCCCUAACAGGCCAGGCGUCACUAGUCCUUAUAAAACUUCACAUACUAUUUAUCAGUCUCCAAACCAACAGACUAAAACAUACAAUUUAAACACUUCUAUGACUGAUCACAUGGUUAGCAAUCUAUCAUCGUCAAUUGAUUCAGGUAUCUUGCCAGACCAACGUUCAUCUCACCGCGAUUCUUCUGAAGACAGGACUCGAUCAGCGACAACUUCCGAGGAUCAAAACUAUUUGCUUGAUUGUUCCGACGAAUUUCUAAUAAUUGAAGUUACUAAUGAGUCUCAAAAAACGUAUCAGUCUCAGCUGGAAGUUCGUAGUCGGUCAGGAGAUCGGAAAAGUUCAGAGAGAACACGUGCCGGUUCGCUUGAAAACGUUGAAGAUAAAAAUAAAAUAGCUGAUAAAAUUAAUAAGGGCGAAGUUGAAGCUGGUCGGGCAGGCCCCAGUAGAAAUAAAAGCAGUGCAAGCAAGAGCAACACGUCUGAUAAGAAUUCGUGUUUCGGUAGCAGCCCUACAAAAAUCGCUGGAGGAAAUAAAACGGCAGCGAAUAAGAUGACAAUGAAAUACAACCGAGCUGCUCUUCAGUUAGAUCUCGUUAAUAGCCACACAAAACGAAUGGCUGCUCAGCGUCAGGAGCCACAUCCUCCUCCGAUUCAAAAUCUUAAUAAAUAUAGUAAAACCUCUGCAAGAGAUCUCACCACCAAAAAUCUUGGGUACAAAGAUACUAAUAAAUGUGAUAAAAAAAUGUACAUAGCGAAACAACAUGCAGGGGCACCAUGCGAGAGGACAUUAAUGUAUUCCCGGCACGCGAAUAAAGAUACAGGAUCUCCCUCCAAAAAUAAUUUACCGAAGUCGAAGUUGGAAAAUAAGGCCUCUGAGAAGAAAAAAGAAGGCAAUAUCGCCCCGGUAAAAAAAGUAGAGAGCAAUAAAAUAACUCAAAAGCCAUGCAGCCCUUCAGCGCCAUCCUCCAAGUCUCCGGUGCGAAAUCUACUUGCAAAAAGCCCGGUGCCAGCCGUUGAGACUGUGGGCGCAGGCGACAACAACUCCGUCAGGACGUAUCCCAGUUUAUCGGAGCUGAAUUUCAGCUCACUGGCCGCCCAAAAAAUACUGCGCGGCGUCAGCAUCAACAGCAUUGACACGCUCCUGGAAGUAAACAUCGCUGCGGGCGAAGUAGCAAAACCCCAGGAGCCCGUCACAAACACUGACUUUGGAUACCUCUGAUGCUUCCGCGUCUCUAGCCACACAGGGCGAAUCGAUGCCUAGAACAGACUUCAUUUUAGUUCGGGCAAAAAUAAUCGGAGACAGUUGUAAUUUAACCACAUCGAGAGAGAGUACACCAUGAAUUUUUGCUGUGUACUUAACCUAUUUUUCACAAGUGUUAUUUAUUUUAAUCUGCCCUCUACUUCAUUAGUUUUCACUUAUUCUGUUAUAGAAUUCUCAUCCGGGUUAACGAAUUUGCCGAAAAUUAAAAAGAUAUAAUUACAGUUAACUUUAAUCCUGGGUAGAUCCGUAAAAAAUACACAAUUCCUUAUAAAUUAAAUUACGAGUAAAUGUAUACGGUGUGUAAAUGUAGUAAAUAAACUGAAGAGCUGUACAUAUUAUGAUGUAAAUUCUCUUCAAAUACAAUUGAUAU
This is a messenger RNA of Hyalella azteca, 4446 nucleotides long. RefSeq lists its product as uncharacterized. The record is from RefSeq and is a predicted model, not a curated record. NCBI's taxonomy places the organism in Eukaryota, Metazoa, Arthropoda, Malacostraca, Amphipoda, Hyalellidae. Gene Ontology annotation, cellular component: cytoplasm; nucleus. Gene Ontology annotation, biological process: positive regulation of transcription by RNA polymerase II. Bases 135 to 4034 code for a protein of 1299 amino acids. The transcript is spliced from 7 exons. Gene Ontology annotation, molecular function: RNA polymerase II transcription regulatory region sequence-specific DNA binding; DNA-binding transcription activator activity, RNA polymerase II-specific.